UGAUCCCAACUUCCGGUGAGAGGGGAGAAGUAUCGCUCACACGGUUUUUUACUCUGAGCAGGCCCAUCGUUACCAACUCGUUGGUAGUCGAACWGGGCUUUUGAUAGUUAUCAUGACUGUGAUAAGCGAGCAAGUCGCGUAAUUAAUAACUGUUAAAGAAACUAGGAGAUUUGACUUCAGGCGCCAUUUUUACAGUCGUCAUCGUCAAGAGCUUCACAGGUUUAAACCCCGCGACGGACAGCUAAGUAGCUAGCUACAGACGAGCCUCUAAAUUAGAUUCUGGUGUAUGUUUCAUGAUGUCAACAGCGGGCUUCAACUCUCAGAAUGGCACUGAGACGGCGCAGACGUACGCGAAUGGUCCGUCACAGAACCCAGUUGCCCUGCAUCAGCCUCUAGGAGUCAACUAUGACAUGAAUCACCAACCAGCCUACAAUCCAAUGCAGGCCAAAGCUCCCGCACCCCCUGGUCCUGGUCUCUACCCCUCUGGACCAUAUCAGCCAGUUCCCCCUGUCAGCUUCUACCAGCCGGACCCUUCCUUUCCAGGCCAGCCACUAUUAUCCAGACCUCCACUGGGAGGUCUUCCAUCCCAUACCCCUCCUCAGUCUGCCAGCCCCAGCCCUGGUCCUAGGAUCCCCCCUGCACAAGCUACACCUCCUCCUCCUUCUGUGUCGUCUAGCGGCUACUACGCAAACCCUCAGCAGCCAAUGGCUCCUACAUGGCAGUACAACACAGCAGUUCCACCAAUGGGGGCAGCCACCUCAGUGAACACACCCCCCAGAGGGCCUUUGACUAAUCAUGUGAAUCCAACUGUGAGCUUAGCUGCACCGUCUCCUCUGUCAUCAGCAGCUUACAGCUCUGCACCACCACCAAAAAUGUCCAGUAGUCCCGCCCAGAUCUCAGGCCCAGGAGUUCCCCCCACUUCUAUGCAUGGAUUCACUCAGCCAGGCUCUGCACCUCCACCAAUGGCUCCCCACACGUACCAAACUAUGAGACCUGCCUAUGGGCCUCCACCUACAGGUCAACCACCCACCAUGAGACCCACACCACCUCCAACUGGUGCCCCAAUGGCCAGUGCCACACCUCCACCCCCCAAAGUGGAUGCUCAGUGUGGGGGGGUUGUCAACAACACUUUUCCUCACACUGAGCCCGACUUCCAGGGAGAGGAUAUUGAAUGUCCAGGAGCUGUGGCUGCCAGUGGCUCACAGGCUCCGAACAGCUACAAUCAUGUGGACAGCAGAAUGGCUGGCCCCGCUCAGCCGGGUCCACCUGGUCGACACUUGGGUCACUACCCUUCCCUCCCACCUGGGUACCAGAACACCCCAGCUCCUCCUGCGCCCUCCUCCCUACACCCAGCAAUUCAAGCUGCCACCCAGCCUUACAGUCAAGGACCUCAGCCGUACCAGCAGCCUCCCGGUGGUCUAGGUCCAGCUCAGCUGAGCCCAUCGUUGGCAAACAUGAGCCUCCAGUCCAAAACCCCAGAGGCCCUGAGGGUGGUCAACCUGCUGCAGGAGAGGAACCUGCUGCCACCAAGUCCAAUUCCUGCCCCAACGCCCUGCCUUCCCCAAGACCUGCAGAAGCUGAACUGCAACCCAGAGGUUUUUCGUUGCACACUGACCAGCAUCCCUCAGACCCAAGCUCUGCUUAACAAAGCGAAGAUGCCUCUGGGCCUGCUGCUCCACCCGUUCAAAGACCUCUCACAACUUCCCGUGGUGACAUCUAGCACCAUCGUCAGGUGUCGAUCCUGCAGAACCUACAUCAAUCCUUUUGUCUCUUUUCUGGACCAGAGAAGAUGGAAGUGCAACCUGUGUUAUCGAGUCAACGAUGUUCCAGAGGAGUUUAUGUACAACCCAGUCAGCAGAUCAUACGGAGAACCACACAAAAGACCCGAAGUCCAGAAUGCCACUAUUGAGUUUAUUGCUCCUUCAGAAUAUAUGCUGAGGCCACCACAACCUGCUGUUUAUCUGUUUGUUCUGGAUGUAUCCCAUAAUGCAGUGGAGACGGGCUACCUGAAGGAGUUCUGUCAGUCGGUGCUGGACAACAUUAAUUCGCUUCCUGGAGACUCGCGGACAAAAGUCGGCUUCAUAACAUUUGACAGCACCAUCCAUUUCUACAACCUCCAGGAGGGACUUUCUCAGCCACAGAUGCUGAUUGUUUCUGARAUUGAAGACAUCUUUUUACCAACACCAGACAGCCUUCUAGUAAACCUCAAUGAAUCCAAGGAGCUUGUGCAGGAUCUGCUGAAGAGCCUGCCGAGUUUAUUUGAGAAGACCAUGGAGACCCAGUCUGCUCUGGGUUCAGCUCUACAAGCAGCCUUUAAGUUGUUGUCUCCCACCGGAGGACGCAUGUCUGUGUUUCAGACCCAGCUGCCUAACCUGGGUGCAGGGGCGCUCCAGUCCAGAGAGGACCCCAACCAGCGAGCAUCUGCCAAGGACAUCCAGCACCUCUCCCCAGCAACAGAUUUCUACAAGAAGUUGGCGCUGGACUGCUCCGGUCAGCAGGUGGCUGUUGACCUGUUUCUGCUCAGCGCUCAGUACUGUGACUUGGCGUCACUUGGCUGCAUAUCCAGAUACUCUGCAGGGAGCGUUUAUUACUACCCUUCCUACCAUCACCAACAUAACCCAGGUCAGGUGGAGCGCUUCCAUAAGGAUCUGAAGAGAUAUUUAACAAGAAAAAUAGGCUUUGAGGCCGUCAUGAGGAUACGUUGUACCAAAGGUUUGUCCAUCCACACGUUCCACGGAAACUUCUUCGUGCGCUCCACAGAUCUGCUGUCCCUCCCCAACGUCAACCCAGACGCUGGGUUUGCUGUUCAGAUGUCCAUCGAGGAAAACCUGGAUGACAUGCAGGUGGUUUCCUUCCAAGCUGCGCUGCUGUACACCUCAAGCAAAGGUGAGAGGAGGAUCCGUGUGCACACGAUGUGCCUUCCUGUGGCCAACUCUCUGUCAGAUAUCUUCUCUGGAGCUGAUGUUCAGGCCAUCACUGGGCUGUUGGCUUGUAUGGCUGUGGACCGCUCUGUUUCUGCCAGUCUGAGUGACGCCAGAGACGCCAUGACCAACGCCGCCAUCGACUCGCUGACUUCAUACCGACAGUCUGUGUUGACCAUCCAGCAGCCCGGCUUGUUGGCUCCGGCCUGCCUCAGACUCUUCCCGCUUUUCAUCCUCGCCCUGCUCAAACAGAAAGCCUUCAGGACUGGAACCAGCACCAGGCUGGAUGACCGAGUGUUCGCCAUGUAUCAGCUGAAGUACCAGCCGCUGGUCUUUUCGAUGCGGAUGAUCCAUCCCGCUCUGUACCGGGUCGACGAUCUGACCGAUGAGGGAGCUUUAAACAUCAACGAACGGACCAUCCCUCAGCCCAGAGUUCUGCAGCUGUCUGUGGAGAAGCUCAGCAGGGACGGAGCUUUCCUCAUGGACGCUGGAAUCGUGAUGUUUCUUUGGAUCGGACGUAACUGUCACCCUAACUUCCUCACACAAGUCUUGGCAGUUCCAAACUAUGCUGCCGUGCCUGAUAAUCUGUAUCUGCUCCCAGAGCUGGACACUGCCGAGUCUCAGAGAACCAGAGCUUUAAUCGGCUGGCUCAGGGAUCAGAGGCCGUUCUUCCCCUCUUUCCACGUCAUCAGGGACGAGAGCCAACUGAAACCCCAAUUUAUGCAGAACAUGAUUGAAGAUCGGACCGAGUCGGCCCUGUCGUACUACGAGUUCCUUCUCCACAUCCAGCAGCAAGUCUCCAAAUAAUCAUUCAGCGAUUGUGAGGAGAAAGGACAGACAUUGUGUGUGCGUGUGUGUAUAUGUAUUUGAGUGUGUGUUCAGAGCCCACUCUUGCUCCUUCUCCAGCCGCUCUUCUCCGUUUACUCCGAGAUGAACCUGAGCGGAUGUGAGGUGUCYGCCGAAUCAAGUGGAGCGAGGCGUGGUGCGAGGACGUGACAAAAGACUCCAUCCUGAUGUGAUCUGGCACCUUUCUAAUGAGUGGUGGGAAAGCAAAGCAAGGAGCCCGUGAUGAUGAUGAUUAUGUCCAUGAUUGAUCGAAUCAGUGUUUAUUCUCACAGAACAAUUCGGAGGUAUCGUUUAGAUACGGCGCAGGCCUGUAUGUCCGUAAAGUUGAGGUUUGUUACAGGUCAGAGCUCAAAGACUCCUCUUUAUUCGGGUUGUUGUCUGGAGGAAUUGUGCACACCACAUCUGAGCUUCACCACGCUAACGUACCUGAAGGACGGAGCAUGUUUUCUUUAUUUUAUUUCAAAGUCAUUAUAAUUGUUUGCUGAACAAACGUGUCGCCUCAUGUCUUCGCUGCCUGGAGCGUUACUCGUCGGACGGAUCAGUCACUUUUUCUCUGGACAUUCAGAACACCUGAUGACAUCACUGUUCUGUUUAUUUCUUUACUUUUUUCCCCCUCUGUUUAAUUUAUGAGACUCCCAAUCUGAUUAAAUUCUAUAAUUGCCUUGGAUGGGAACUCACUUUUUAUUAUUAAUCCUCUGUUUAAAUACUGACUAUAUAUAUGAAAUAUUUUAAUAUAAUAGGAUAUGGGAAAUUCUUUAACACAGGCCUAACAAAGCCAUUUUGAUCUUUUAAUCAUGCUUAUUGAUACUUGUAUAUUGAAAAGACUACAUUAUAUAAAGGAGAAGAAAUGCUGAUGAUUUUAGUAUGAAGAAGAAGUUGAAAUGACGCUAAGAAAAUAAAACUCUUUGGGACUUUUUAAAUGUAGUUUGUGUGUUGAUCAGUGAUCAAUGGUUAUUCUGUGAAGAUAAAUUCAUUUUGGACCAAAAAAUGUGACGUUUUGAGGUUUCAUACAAUUUGUAAUCAAUGAUGUUAUGUGACAAGAAUGUAAUUAGGAGCAAAUGUGUUUUGGUCUUUAUGAACAAGGUUGUUUUUCAUAGAAAUUAAAAAUAAAAUUAGUUUUGUUUUUGUA
Messenger RNA from Austrofundulus limnaeus, 4896 nucleotides. RefSeq names its product SEC24 homolog A, COPII coat complex component (gene sec24a). The coding region runs from base 294 to 3728 and encodes 1144 amino acids. Gene Ontology annotation, molecular function: SNARE binding; zinc ion binding. Gene Ontology annotation, cellular component: endoplasmic reticulum exit site; COPII vesicle coat. The record is from RefSeq and is a predicted model, not a curated record. Lineage: Eukaryota; Metazoa; Chordata; Actinopteri; Cyprinodontiformes; Rivulidae. Gene Ontology annotation, biological process: COPII-coated vesicle cargo loading; intracellular protein transport; endoplasmic reticulum to Golgi vesicle-mediated transport. The transcript has 24 exons.